Molecule: messenger RNA, 996 nt
Organism: Struthio camelus australis
Lineage: Eukaryota; Metazoa; Chordata; Aves; Struthioniformes; Struthionidae
Source: RefSeq, a predicted model, not a curated record
GGGUGAACCCGGCUGGCAUUUGAGUAAAUUAAGAGUGUGCUGUGGGAGAAACACCUCUGUCCCGUCUGCUCUGCAGUUUCCGUUAGUGUUCGAGUGUUUGUUGGAGGCAGUAAACGAACUUUCCCAGUCCAGAUAAAGUGAUAAUGUGAAGCCAUCGUGCAGUACCAGUGUUGGUUUGUAUAGUGCAGUAUGGCUGCUAAGAAACUGAGAAGAGCAAGGUUGUCUCAGGAACUGUGUGAAAGGCUGAGUCGCCAUCAAAUCACUACCUGUCAGGACUUUUUAUGUCUUUCGCUCUUGGACCUAAUGAAAGUGACAGGGCAGAGCUACUGUAAUGUGCAGAAGCUUCUUUGUAAAGUCAGCCUAGCUUGUGCUCCCAAAAUGCAGACAGCCUAUGAAAUGACAGUGAGGAGGGCUGUCAACCCCUCAUCAGCCUUCUUGUCCACCAGCUUGCACAGUUUGGAUGAAGUCUUGCACGGUGGAGUGCCCUGUGGAUCCCUCACAGAGAUAACUAGCCCACCAGGUUGUGGCAAAACUCAAUUUUGCAUUAUGAUGAGUGUUCUGGCUACGCUACCUAUAAGCAUGGGAGGACUGGAUGGGGCCGUUAUAUACAUUGACACAGAGUCUGCAUUCAGUGCCGAAAGAUUGAUUGAGGUAGCAGGAAACAGAUUCCCUGCUUAUUUUGACUCAAAUGAAAAGCUAUUUUCCAUGACCCGUAACAUUUACCUGUAUCGAGAGCUGACCUGUGGCAGUGUACUGAAAAGGAUUAAGUCUUUGGAAGAAGAAAUAAUUUCAAAGAAAGUUAAGCUCAUAAUAAUCGACUCUGUUGCUUCAGUUGUUAGAAAAGAGUUUGAUACAAAACUCCAAGGCAACCUGACAGAGAGAAGUAACUUCUUGGCUAGAGGAGCAUCACUGUUGAAGUAUUUGGCAGAGGAGUUCUCAAUACCAGUAAGUUCUUCCUCCUUUUUUAAAUUUCUGACUUACGGUAUCGAGCACUAA